Molecule: messenger RNA, 2338 nt
Organism: Vigna unguiculata (cowpea)
Lineage: Eukaryota; Viridiplantae; Streptophyta; Magnoliopsida; Fabales; Fabaceae
Product: mediator of RNA polymerase II transcription subunit 27-like
Biological process (GO): regulation of transcription by RNA polymerase II
Cellular component (GO): mediator complex
Molecular function (GO): transcription coactivator activity
Source: RefSeq, a predicted model, not a curated record
UGAGGAUACGGAAAGAGUGUGAUUCCGUAAUUCUAUCGUUGCCAUUGUCCCUUUGGAGAGGAGAUCUUUCCAAAUGAAGACACGCUUAAUGAAGGCCAUUACUGUUUGAUGGGCCUUGUGUUUGAUGUGUUUAUAUGACGUUACUGGUGAAGAAGGAAGGCCCAAUCCGAAUUGUACGAAAGUACUAACUGAGACGAAACUCACUUUCUUUGUGGGCGUGCCAAAUGCAAAUGCAACAAACGCAGCAGCAGGCCUCGACGGCACCCAUCUCAACCUCCACUCCUCCUCCCUCCUCCGGUGGCUCCGCUUCCGAGGCACCGCCGAAGCAGGUGGCUCAAGCAAUGGACAAGCUAGGACAGGCCGAACGAAUCAUUGCCGACAUCCGAAUCGGCGCCGACCGCCUCUUCGAAGCGCUAUUCGUCGCGGCAGCGCAGCCUGACCAAGCCCACAAGCCUCUCCAAAUGUUCCUCAAGGAAGACGCCUGCAUGCGUCAGUAUCUUCAAGACCUUCGAUCGCUUGGUAAGGAAUUGGAAGAGUCUGGAGUUCUCAGUGAAUCACUUCGAUCGAGGAAAGACUUUUGGGGCUUGCAUAUGCCGCUGGUUUGUCCAGAUGGCGCUGUGGUUGCGUACGCGUGGAAACGACAGCUUGCGGGUCAAGCUGGUGCUUCUGCCGUCGACAGGACUAGGUUAGCUCUCAAAGCCUUCACUGAUCAGAAAAGGCGUUUUUUCCCACAUCUUGAUGAUGGACUUGAUGCUAGUGACUCGGCUUCAAAGAAAUGUUGUGGGUCUGAAGAAAUUACAAUCGAUCCCAAGGAAGAAAUUAGGUUUUUAAGGACGCUACCAGAUGUCCUAAAGUCUGUAGAGAAGGAUGUGCCAAGUUUGAAAAUUUUAGCUUUUGAUCGAUUGGACUGGUUAAAAAGAGCUUCCACACUUUGCUCAUUGGCAAGUGAGAGUUCUCUGGAACAUAACUAUCAUGGUUCUAAUAAGUUAAGGCUAGGAUCAGUUGGAUCUGUUGCUGAAGAGAAGGUUGCAGUGAUAGAAAUGUUAUUCCCAUCUAUCUUCAGAGCUGUUGUAUCCUUGCAUCCUGCCGGUUCCAUGGAUCCUGAUUCUGUAGCUUUCUUUUCUCCACAUGAGGUAUACCUUCUAGUAGUGGGUGGGAGCUACGUGCAUGCAAGGGGUUUUUCAGUUCAUCAUGUGUUUAGAUAUAUUACGGAGUAUGCUGCGACUGCUCUGCAGUACUUUCUUGGGAACCAGACUGAAACCAGUCUAUAUUGUCUCUUGCACUGGAUUUGCAGCUACCAGACUCUGUUUUCUAAACCAUGCAGCAAAUGUUCACGGUUACUUGCAAUGGAUAAAAAAUCAACUCUACUGUUACCUCCAGUCCAUCGACCUUAUUGGCAGUUUUCCUUUUCAAAAAUUUUAAGCAUAUCCUCAAAAGACCAGAAUUCUGAUACUAAGACUUAUCAUAUUGGCUGCCUUUCUGAGGAAAUAUAACUGGAUCUACCUAUGGUUCAGGUAAACUAAGUGCUCCAUUCUAUGUGGGUCUACCAGGAGGUAGAGUUUCCAUGUCAUUGUGUGCAUGAAUCGAAAGAUAUGAGUUGGUGAAGAGUUUUCUUUACAAUUGGUCUAUAUAUUUCAUCUCUUGGAUUACCAAGUGCAAUUCCUUCUCAACCGGUGGUCAACCCAAAAGCAAGUCAAUAGUAGUGGUGCUGUGAAGCAAAGGAAAGGUAAUUUAGUUGACCAGCUGAGGCAGUCCAAAGAAGCUAAAUAUAGAGAGCAAUUGACUGGCUGCAAGCUGUAAAAAGAAGCCAGGGCACCUACUCUGAGAGGUUGUCCUUGAAGUUAGGAGCUGGAAACUUUGUGUAAGUGUAAUUAAAUUCUAGAUGAGGUGGCGCAAAUGGGAGAGUUGUGAUGAGGAGGGGUCCAUAUGGAAGAAAGAGAAAGAGCUAGAUAUUCUAGAAACAUCUAGAAUGAGAGGACCACAUGACUUGGUCAAGAAUCCACCUUAAAGACUAUAAUGUGUGCCCACUUGUCUUGGCCAAGAAGCCAUUUUAGGAGAUCAUUUUAGUGGCACCAUUUGUCUUGGUUUUCUUAUUUACUAUGUAAUCCUUUGAGACUUAUAUGAUUUUGUCCAAAGACCCAUAAACCCUUCUAUAAAAGGGAUCUUCUAACACUUGUAAAAUGGUUGAAUAUUUUAGAGAAUUUAAGAUACAUUUGUGUAUCAAUCGUUAUGAGAGUUUCCUUCCUAGGAAAUGAAUACAUUUAAGUCUUAUCUUGAGCCUAGACUAAAAUGGUGGCACCAUCCACUCAUCUUUAAAGGAAUCCAUGACUUUGGCUUA